This is a messenger RNA of Enterobius vermicularis (human pinworm), 939 nucleotides long. The record is from the annotation of a GenBank genome assembly. Lineage: Eukaryota; Metazoa; Nematoda; Chromadorea; Rhabditida; Oxyuridae.
AUGCCCACGGUACUACGUUCAGAUGGUACCAAUAUCCUUGGUUUAGUAAUGUUCUCUGUUUCGAUGGGUAUUGCUAUUUCGGUCGUUGGCGAUGACGGUUUACCUUUGAAAGCAUUUUUCAAAUCAUUUGAAGCUGUUAGCAUGAAACUCAUUGCGCUUGUGAUAUGGUUCUCACCAGUUGGCGUUCUCUUCUUGAUCACUGCACAGAUUAUUGGGAUGGAAAACCCGGGACAUGAGUUGAAUCGUUUGCUGGGAUAUAUGAUUUGCGUAUUGGCCGGUUUAGCAAUACAUGCGUUUAUUGUGCUACCCACUUUGAUGAUAAUCUUUGCUCGUCGUAAUCCAAUCAAAUACGUCUAUGGAAUGUCACAAGCACUGUUAACAGCUUUAGCAACAAGUUCCAGUUCAGCAACUUUACCAUUAAGUAUCAAAUGUGUCGAGGAAAACAACGGCGUUGAUUCACGGGUAGCCAGAUUUGUGCUUCCAUUGGGAGCUACUAUAAAUAUGGAUGGAACGGCUUUAUAUGAAGCUGUAGCAGCAAUUUAUAUAUCACAAUGUGCAGACAAAAAUCUAACUGCUGGUCAGCUAAUACUUACAAGUCUUACAGCAACACUGGCUAGUGUUGGUGCUGCUGGAAUACCACAAGCAGGUAUUGUAACAAUGAUAAUGGUACUGAUCGCACUGGGUUUACCGUCCAAUAUGUUUAUUUUAAUAUAUCCAGUAGAUUUCUUUUUGGAUCGUAUUCGAACAACAGUGAAUGUACAUGGUGAUAGUAUCGGUGCAGCAAUUAUUGCAAAACUGUGUGAACGAUAUUUACCGAGAAAUGGUGGUGAUUUAACCGAAGAUGGUUACUGCACUUUAUCAUCAACUGCAUCACCGCAAGCCGUGAAACGUCACAGUAAUGAUGAGGGUCAACGACUUCUUGAAAGUCGUCGUCUCUAA